This is a messenger RNA of Neomonachus schauinslandi (Hawaiian monk seal), 592 nucleotides long. RefSeq names its product macrophage migration inhibitory factor (gene MIF). The coding region runs from base 123 to 470 and encodes 115 amino acids. Gene Ontology annotation, molecular function: phenylpyruvate tautomerase activity; cytokine activity. Lineage: Eukaryota; Metazoa; Chordata; Mammalia; Carnivora; Phocidae. The record is from RefSeq and is a predicted model, not a curated record. The transcript has 3 exons.
GGGGCCGCGGCCGCCCUAGGGGGCGGCACCGCGCGGCGGUCACGUAGCUCAGGUUCUCGGGCUGCUGCCGGACGCGCGUCGGUUAGUUCCUGUGCACCAGUCCCCGCCGUUUCUCCGCCAGCAUGCCGAUGUUCGUGGUGAACACCAACGUCCCCCGCGCCUCCGUGCCGGACGGGCUCCUCUCCGAGCUCACUCAGCAGCUGGCGCAGGCCACCGGCAAGCCGGCCCAGUACAUCGCGGUGCACGUGGUCCCAGACCAGCUCAUGGCCUUCGGCGGCUCAAAUGAGCCGUGCGCGCUCUGCAGUCUGCACAGCAUCGGCAAGAUCGGAGGCGCGCAGAACCGCUCCUACAGCAAGCUGCUGUGCGGCCUCCUGGCCGAGCGCCUGCGCGUCAGCCCAGAUAGGAUCUACAUCAACUACUACGACAUGAACGCGGCCAACGUGGGCUGGAACGGCUCCACCUUCGCGUGAGGGCCACGCCUGCCCGACCCGCCUGCACCAGGCCCUGCCACCCGCAAUAUUGUGCCCGCUUCGCGCCCCCCCCCCAGCGACCUCCACCUCCAAGUCGGGAUAAAUAAACGGUUUGGAGGCUG